Messenger RNA from Penicillium chermesinum, 2193 nucleotides. RefSeq names its product FAD-dependent oxidoreductase. Gene Ontology annotation, molecular function: FAD binding. NCBI's taxonomy places the organism in Eukaryota, Fungi, Ascomycota, Eurotiomycetes, Eurotiales, Aspergillaceae. The transcript has 6 exons. The coding region runs from base 1 to 2193 and encodes 730 amino acids. The record is from RefSeq and is a predicted model, not a curated record.
AUGCCGCCCUUCAAGGUGAUUAUCGUCGGCGGAAGCUUGUCGGGUCUGGUCUUAGCCAAGAUCUUCGAAGAAUACGGCAUUGACUACGUGUUACUUGAAAAGCACGAGAAGGUUGCGCCGCAUCUAGGCGCGGGAUUCGCUCUCUGGCCCAACGGGCAUCGAGUGCUGGAACAGUUAGACUGUGUCGAGGCCCUGGAAAAUGCGAACGGGCCGGUCAACAACCUGACCGCGUACGACUCGAACGGCGUCCUCCGUGAUGACCGGCCAAGUUAUGGCGAUUGGAGCCGAGCUAUGCUCGGGGAUCAAGUGCGCUUUAUGGAGCGUCGCGAUGCGGUGCAGGGAAUCUGGGACGGCCUCAAGGACAAGUCGAAAGUAAUUACUGCAACGUCGCUGGUCAAGAUCACGUGUGAUGCGGAUGGCGUCACGGCAGAGGCAUCGGACGGCCAAGUCUUCCAUGGUGAUAUUAUCAUCGGCGCAGAUGGAGUGCAUAGUCGCGUCCAGCAGGAAAUGCAGCGGAUUGCUGCAGCAGACAGGCCCGGCUUUGACUUGUUUCCCGACAAAGAUGGCAUUGAAUGCAGUUACAGUGGGGUCUUCGGCGUGGCCCAAGGCGUGGACGGCAUCAGUUCGUCGGAGGCAGUACGAACAUACGCAAAGGGCCGCAGCUACAUUGCGUGUGGAGGCCCGGAUAAAAUUGUAUACUGGAUUUACCAGUUCAAAAACGAAGGUGGCAAGACCACGCAAGGAAGAGAGAUCCCCCGAUACACGAUGGAAGACCGCGAUCGUUUAGUGGCGAGGCAUAUCAAUGAUCAAAUCAAGCCAGGCAUUACACUGGGCGAUCUCUUCAACAACUCUCCUCAAUCGACUCUAGUGCCUCUUGAAGAGGGUGUACUCAAGACAUGCUACUACCGCCGUAUGGUGCUAGCAGGAGAUUCGUGGCAUAAGAUUCAUCCGAUAAGCGGUUUAGGCGGCAAUAGCGCAAUUCUGUCGGCAGCGUCACUGGGGAAUCAACUCCAUGCCUUCAUUGGGAAGAAACCCAGCGAGGCCGAUCUUCAGAAGGCAUUCCAAGCCUACCAGAAAGAACGAACGUGGCACGUUCAGGCUGUUGUCAAGUUUGCUCACUAUUUGCAAGUUUCUGAUGCACUGGACAGCCCAUUGAGUUUAUUUAUGAAGCGGGUUAUUCUCCCUCUCAUCCCCUCUGCAUCGUUCUUGAAUAUGCAUGCCACUAUCCUUGUUCCAUCGAUUCGUGACGAGGUCAAAAUCAAGCCUGCUGAUCGCCCUCGUCUGAUCAGCCUGGUCUGGAUAGCUCUGCUCGUGGCCGCAUUCUGGCUACUAUAUCCUCUUCAGCAGGUAUCUGAGCUGAACUCCACAUGGACAACAUCUCCCUUGCCGAGACUGCGAAAUGGCUUUGAAAUCGACAUAUCGCUGUAUCUCCAGCUCUCCCUAACCGCAAUCACCAGUAUCAUGUGUCUUGAGUCGUACAGAUUGUCGUUUUCAGUGCUGAGCAUUCUGGGAUCCGUCGCUUUUCAUGAGCUGGACCGCCGUCUUGCCUGUGUACUUUGGGCUUUUCAUUUUAUCCUCUGCAACGAGGCCAUUCUACUACCCCAGUGCGCGAGCUCUAGAUUUGGCGAUGGUCCAGGCCCUGGUUCCUGCCUAUUUGGUCACCUACCUCCCGCCUUUGGCCUGCACGUUUCUCUCCCCACAUUGGCGACAAAGGCCUGGACCAUCGCUCAUGUUGCGCUCCCUCUCAUGCUACGACUCUCCAAAAGAAUCGUGGAGCGUGGGUGUGUCAUCCCUCGAGGCCCCGAGGCGCAAUAUGGCAAACUCGACCUGGUGCCUUUAACGGGCUUCUUGCGGUUGCUUUACAUGGUUCAGAUGAUCACCUCCCUUCUUGCUAGGAGUGUUUUUGUCAACAAAGUAUACACCUUACUCCAGGAGGGAGGGCUCAAUAAGCUGGAUGGCUUGUCUGCCGAAAUGUUACUGCUGGAGACUUCGGCCUUGAUCUUCUUCUUAUUCUCACUGUAUGAUUUACGUCGAGUCUAUCCCGAAAGCAAGGAAGUCUGGAUGCAGUUGUUCCAGGUGUCUGUGGCCUUCGUGCUCAGUCCCACCGCAGCGCUUGCCUGGUUCUGGAAGGAUCGUGAAGUCCAGUGGGAGGAAGCCCGACAGAAGAAAGUUACCCGAGAGACCAAGCAAUAG